Molecule: messenger RNA, 2204 nt
Organism: Phycodurus eques (leafy seadragon)
Lineage: Eukaryota; Metazoa; Chordata; Actinopteri; Syngnathiformes; Syngnathidae
Gene: thop1
Product: thimet oligopeptidase 1
Exons: 14
Coding region: 101-2158 (685 amino acids)
Biological process (GO): proteolysis; peptide metabolic process
Cellular component (GO): mitochondrial intermembrane space
Molecular function (GO): metalloendopeptidase activity
Source: RefSeq, a predicted model, not a curated record
UGCGCUCGCCGUCCUUUCCCCGGCGCGUCAACGAGAGCUUCUCGGUGCACAAAACGAGCGCGCGCAGCCGAGCGACUGAAAAAGACGGCAAAACGUCAAGAUGAGCCCGGCAGGUGAGGCGGCGUUGGGCGGCGACGGCGGCGCGUGUCCGGUCAACCGCCUGCGUUGGGACCCGAACGCCGAGCAGAUCCGCGAGAUGGCCGACCAGCUGAUGGCCGACACCAAGAAGGUGUACGACGGCGUGGGCGCUCUGGACCCGAGCGCCGUCACCUUCCGCAACACCGUCAAGGCGCUGGCCGACGUGGAGGUGGACUACACCGUGGAGCGGAACAUGCUGGACUUCCCUCAGCACGUUUCUCCGUGCAAAGACGUGCGGACGGCCAGCACGGAAGCCGACAAGCGCUUGUCGGAGUUCGACGUGGAGAUGAGCAUGAGGGAGGACGUCUACCUGAGGGUCGUCGCCUUGCAGAAGCAAGUGGACUUGGGCAGCCUGCCGGCCGAGUCCCAACGCUACAUGGAACGUCUCCUCAAGUUGGGCCAGAGGAACGGACUCCAUCUUCCAAAAGACACGCAAGAGGAGAUCAAGAGCAUCAAGAAGACAUUGAGCAACUUGUGCAUUGACUUCAACAAGAACUUGAACGAGGACACCACCAGUCUGACCUUCAGCAGGGAGGAACUCGGCGGCCUACCAGAAGACUUUCUGAGUUCGCUGGACAAAGAAGGAGACAAACUGAAGGUGACCCUCAAGUAUCCUCACUACUUUCCCACCAUGAAGAAAUGCUUUGUGCCAGAAACCAGAAGGAAGCUGGAGGAGGCCUUCAACUCGCGCUGCAAGGAGGAGAACUCUGUGAUCCUGAAGGAGAUGGUGGAACUUCGAGCUCGGAAGAGUUUUCUGCUCGGCUUCAGGACCCACGCAGAUUUCGUCCUCGAGAUGAACAUGGCCAAGUCUGCCAAGCAGGUGGCCGCUUUCCUGGGGGAACUGUCCCGCAAGCUGAAACCUUUGGGGGACGCCGAGCGCUCGGUCAUCCUCAAGCUGAAGGAGGAAGAGUGUGACAAGAGAGGUCUUCCCUUCAAUGGGCAACUUUAUGCCUGGGACACGCGUUACUUCAUGACACAGGUGGAGGAGACCCAGUACGCAGUGGACCAGAACCUCCUGAAGGAGUACUUCCCCAUUGAUGUGGUGACCCAGGGUCUGCUGGACAUCUACCAGGAGCUCUUGGGUCUAACCUUUGAGCUGCUGGAGGGAGCCCCCGUGUGGCACCCUGACGUCAAGGUGUACUCCGUGAAGGACCUCAGCCAGGGGCAUGUGGUGGGACAGUUCUACCUGGACCUGUACCCCAGGGAGGGAAAGUACGGACACGCCGCGUGUUUCGGCCUCCAGCCCGGUUGCCUCCUGUCCGACGGCCGUCGUCAGAUGUCCGUGGCCGCCAUGGUCGCCAAUUUCAGCAAGGCUACGGCCGCCGCGCCGUCGCUGCUGCAACACGACGAGGUGGAGACGUACUUCCACGAGUUUGGACAUGUCAUGCAUCAGCUCUGCGCACAGGCGGACUACGCCAUGUUCAGCGGCACCCACGUGGAGCGAGACUUCGUGGAGGCUCCGUCUCAGAUGUUGGAGAACUGGGUGUGGGAGAAGGAACCUCUGCGCAGAAUGUCCAAACACUAUCAGAGCCGGCAGCCCAUCCCGGAACAUCUCCUGGACAAACUCAUCAAGUCUCGCCUCGCCAACACGGGACUCUUCAACCUGAGGCAGAUCGUUCUGGCCGAGGUGGAUCAGGCGCUGCACACCCGCAGCGGCCUGGACCCGGCUGACGAGUACGCGCGACUCUGCUGGGAAGUGCUCGGAAUUCCCGCUUCUCCCGGCACCAACAUGCCGGCGACGUUCGGCCAUUUGUCAGACGGCUACGACGCGCAGUACUACGGCUACCUGUGGAGUGAGGUGUUCUCCAUGGACAUGUUCUACGCUCGCUUCAAACGGGAAGGAAUCAUGAACCCCGAGGUGGGUCUCGACUACAGGAAGCGCAUCCUGGGUCCCGGCGGCUCGGCGGACGCGUCGGACAUGUUGAGGAAAUUCCUCGGGCGUGAACCCAAACAAGAAGCUUUCCUUAUCAGCAAAGGCCUCGCCCUGGACCCGGAGCCCGCGACGCCCUGCCCGUGCUGAGCAAAACGCGCUCGCCAACAACUACAAAUAAAAGUCCGUCGCAGCA